GCUAUGCAGAUUGCAGAGAUUCAAGCGAUGAAAAUGCAAUAAUCUGUCGCGACUAUCCAUGUCCUGAAUAUACGUUUCGUUGUUUGUAUGGAGGUUGCGUUUAUCAGGAAGUUGUUUGCGACGGUGUUAAAGACUGUGUCGAUGGUGCUGAUGAAGAUUUAAACAUAUGCGCAACUGUUAAUUGCAAGGGUGAAAAGUGUUCAGAAUAUAAAUGCCGUGAAAAUGAAUUUGGAUGUAAAACCAGAAAACAAUGCUUACCAAAAUCUAAAGUAUGCGAUGGUAUUCGGCACUGCGUAGACGCAUCUGACGAAAUUGCAGAAAUGUGCACAGCAC
Pseudomyrmex gracilis is the source of this 333-nucleotide messenger RNA. RefSeq names its product very low-density lipoprotein receptor-like. NCBI's taxonomy places the organism in Eukaryota, Metazoa, Arthropoda, Insecta, Hymenoptera, Formicidae. The transcript has 2 exons. Gene Ontology annotation, cellular component: plasma membrane. Gene Ontology annotation, molecular function: protein binding. The record is from RefSeq and is a predicted model, not a curated record. The annotation marks the transcript as partial.